Messenger RNA from Sorex fumeus (smoky shrew), 736 nucleotides. It is a transcript of the gene RPL19, whose product is annotated as ribosomal protein L19. Bases 57 to 647 code for a protein of 196 amino acids. Gene Ontology annotation, molecular function: RNA binding; structural constituent of ribosome. The record is from RefSeq and is a predicted model, not a curated record. Gene Ontology annotation, biological process: translation. The transcript has 5 exons. Gene Ontology annotation, cellular component: cytosolic large ribosomal subunit; ribosome. Lineage: Eukaryota; Metazoa; Chordata; Mammalia; Eulipotyphla; Soricidae.
UAGUGGGAGAGCCGGGACGGGCCAAGCUCUUUCCUUUCGCCGCUGCGGCCGCAGCCAUGAGUAUGCUCAGGCUUCAGAAGAGGCUCGCGUCCAGCGUGCUGCGCUGCGGCAAGAAGAAGGUCUGGCUGGACCCCAACGAGACGAAUGAAAUCGCCAAUGCCAACUCGCGUCAGCAGAUCCGGAAGCUGAUCAAAGAUGGGCUGAUAAUCCGGAAGCCUGUGACUGUCCAUUCCCGGGCUCGGUGCCGGAAAAACACACUGGCACGCCGCAAGGGACGGCAUAUGGGCAUAGGUAAGCGCAAAGGUACUGCCAAUGCUCGAAUGCCAGAGAAGGUGACCUGGAUGAGGAGGAUGAGGAUUCUGCGUCGGCUACUCAGAAGAUACCGGGAAUCGAAGAAGAUUGACCGCCAUAUGUAUCACAGCUUGUACCUCAAAGUGAAGGGGAAUGUGUUCAAAAACAAGAGAAUCCUCAUGGAACAUAUCCACAAGCUGAAGGCAGACAAGGCCCGCAAGAAGCUCCUGGCUGACCAGGCUGAGGCCCGCAGGUCUAAGACUAAGGAAGCUCGCAAGCGCCGUGAAGAACGGCUCCAGGCAAAGAAGGAAGAAAUCAUCAAGACUCUGUCCAAGGAGGAAGAGACCAAGAAGUAAACAGUACAAAGAACAAGACACCUUUACCUGUCUGUACAGAGGGCCUUCAUUGCUAUUGAUCAUUGAAUUAAACAAGACUUUGUCUGCAA